Molecule: messenger RNA, 2189 nt
Organism: Zea mays
Lineage: Eukaryota; Viridiplantae; Streptophyta; Magnoliopsida; Poales; Poaceae
Exons: 13
Coding region: 1-1443 (480 amino acids)
Source: RefSeq, a predicted model, not a curated record
AUGGAAAGCGAUGACAGUGGUCAGGAGGUGGGGGGCACCGAUCUCAGACAGGGGUCGGGGCAUGGUGUCGCGACGACUGUGGGCUUCGCCAACCACGAGCGGAGUGGGGCGACGCUCGACAUGGGGUUGGGGCAGGGGGUUGGCAUCGCGCGGGGGCAGACGGGGGCGCGGGGGCGGGGGCAGGAGAGCGAGCGUGGGCGGUGGCAGGCGGGGUUUAGAGCGGUGGCACGGAGGAGGGACGCGAGAGGCGACGCGUGCGGCGAGCAAGCGGCGGCGUGCGGCGAGCAAGCGACUACGCCGUGGAGUGCGACCUACAGCCUGCAGCCUCCAGGAGUAAAGUUCAUAAGAGGAAGAGGAAUGGGUAAAGAAACAGAGGUCAAUGAAUAUGAACUACAGAGGGCUGCCAACAUAAGAGAAAAUAUGAAGAGGAUGAGAUCUCUUAAUCUCCCUGUACCUAGUACUAUGGUUAAUGAAGCAAAUGGAUCACAUCGAGCCAGCAAGAAACACAAGACAAGGAAAUUAGCAUAUUCAACUAAUGGUCCUACUUUGCGAUCAAGGACUCAAAGGGAUAUUGUUGACGAUAACCAUGAGGAUAGUACUUCUGAAAAUAGUUAUGGAGAAUCUAAAUAUCCCAUCAAUGAUGAAGAGCAACCUACUGGGCAUCAUAAUAUAAGGAAAGGAAGGGGCCCAACCUUGAAGAAGAACAUAUAUUCAAAUAGUGGAACUUUGGUGAGGAAAAAUAUCCCGGUUUCUUCUGAGGAUUGGAGACUAGUUGAUUCUAAAAAGAAGUUCGAGUUAUGGACAAAAGUGAAGGAAUACUAUGAGUUGGAUGAAUCUGGUAUAGAUUAUGUUAUAACAUCUGCAGCAAAAAAGUGGAGAGAGUUUAAGGCUGACCUAAAGAUGAAAUACUUUGAUGAAACAUUGAGUUUUGAAGAGCUUAUUGCUAAAAGGGAUCAAAGGGUGAAAGAAUCUGAUUGGGAGUGGUUGAUAACUUAUUGGAUGUCUCCAGAAGCUGAAGUUCGUACAAACAGAGGUAAAGAUAACCGUUCAAAGUUGACUAUGUCACAUGCAGCUGGCAGCAAAAGUUAUGCUCGUGUGGGGCAUGAACUGGCCGAACAACAAGGACGUCCUGCGAGAAGAGAUGAAAUAUAUGUUAAAACACACACGCGUAAGAACAAAGAAGGGGAUAUUGUACCUCUACCUGGAGCAGAAAUAUUUAUUAAUAAAUUUGAAGAAGUUCUUGCUGCGAAGCCAGAAUUGAAGGAUAGAAGUAUUCAAGAUGGUGAUUUAUAUGCACAUGUUUUUGGAGAGAAAGAACCAAGAGGUCGUAUUCGUGGUUUAGGCUUAGGACCAACUCCACAAGAUGUAGGCACCCCUGGAACUCAAAUGAAAAUAUCAACAAAGCUUCAAAUGGCGUUGCAAGCUCGCAAUCAUUCUGAGUAAGAGGUUAGAGCCUUAAGACAGGAUAUGAAUCAGAUGAAAGAUAAAAUGGAUCAAAUUUGUCAAAUGCUGGUAGCAUCUCAAGGGGUGCAACAUAUAGAAAGCCCAUCACAACAUGGGUCUAAUUCUUGACAGAACUUAAGGGUGCAUCGUUCAGAUGAGGUGGCACAUGAUUACAAUGGUAAUGACCAUUCACAAAAUAUGGUUCAAGAUGACUUGCAACUUACUAGGCGAGUUGCAAGCACUGUGGGUCGUCCAAGGAAUCGUGAAGAUGUUAAUACUAUUGAAGAGCAAAGUCGCAGGCGAGACAUUGCAACAAUGGUUGGUAAAGAAGUGAUAUUAUAUUCUAUGAUGAGAUCUGAAGUUCCUGUUGCAAUAGCAAAUAUUAUCUCAACCGACCCAACCACUAAGGUGGGAGAUGUUCCUCUUGGAAGGGAGUUCACACAAGUUUUUGUGACUCGCGUGCUAAAAAGGGAAAGUACUCUGCCACGACCAUACUUAGGUGUAGAGAGUAUGGGGGAUGCUCUUUUUAUGCCCGUUGCAUGGCCAACAAACAAGAUGAGUCGUAACAAACAAUCAACGUUGAUCCAAGGUUCUACAGCAGCAGGUAAAUAUUUUCUUCAUAUAUAGUUGUGUAUAAGUGUAGAGUUGGAUUAAAAAUAGACCUCUCUCUGCUUAUCCAUAUAUCUGUAAGACAUUGGGCAAAUGUGCAAUUUGAGUAAUGGGCUCACAGCAGGAUUCAUUUGUCA